Molecule: messenger RNA, 798 nt
Organism: Striga asiatica
Lineage: Eukaryota; Viridiplantae; Streptophyta; Magnoliopsida; Lamiales; Orobanchaceae
Source: the annotation of a GenBank genome assembly
AUGGGAAGGCUCGGUUACAUGGACGGCAGAUGCAGGAUGAGGAAGCUGUUGGCCGUCAUCGGAAGGUGGCGCCGAUUGAGGAUGACAGUCGAGUCGUGCCUCGGAGGUUUCGAUCGAGGCCUGCGAAUGGGACUCGGGUUUGGGUGGGUUGAGGAUUUGGACGUGGGCCUGCUCACCCAUUUGAACGGAGCGCGACGGAGAGAUCAAUUGCCGGCUGCGGGUGGUGAUGGCGGUGGUGGAGGUCUGGACGUCCACGUAACUUCUCUUCCUGCAAAUAACAGGAGCAACAUCACAUUAGACCACAUACUUUGUCAGGGUCCUUUAUUGAACCUUUUCCUCGAACAAUAUUCUCAGACUGUAGCAGGUUAUGCAACUACAGUACACGAACAGGCACUUCAGGUGCUUGAAUGUGCUGAGAACGAUGCUCGUUUUCAUAGCCGAAGCAACUCCAUAGAUAAACAACGGGAGCAUGCUAAUCGAUUUGCGCUCGUCCACAGGGAAGGAGCUAAUUACAUCCUCAAGGCUUACGAACUCGCCGGGAAAAACAAGGUUGUUGAUAGACGGCGAAGGCGGAUCCUGAAAAGUCCGCCAGGGGUUUACAUUCCGAAAGAAACCCCUGAAAAUUACAAGUGCAAAGCCAAGAAGUUUUCCAGUAGAAUAAUCGAAAAACGCAAAAGUCCCAAUUCCAACAUAAUCCACAAUGCUAGGAAUUUUUUAAUGAAAGCUGACCUCUCGUUGAUUGCCUCUUCUGUGCUGCUCUGGCUCGACAACCUCGACCCACACUUUCUGAAACCCUAG